UCGUCCCAACGAACCGAAUGAGGAAUGACGUCAAGGCAAAACUGAAAAAUCGUGCAAACUUAUUGCUGGCAUAAAAAGACAAACCAAAUCUAGCAAGUAUAUUGUUUGGUUGCUAAGAUUUUUUAAACAUUUUGUUUUACCUCCGUCUAAAUUCCUCCAGAAACCUCGUCGCCGUCGAAGAUCCGUCCUCAAUCCUAAUAGGGUUUUAUCUAUUGGGGAAUUUCUUUCCCUUCAUUUUGGGUUAGGGUUUUGUUUUUAGAUGAUCAAAGCAAGGAAUACAAGAUGCAGCAGCCACCGCAGAUGAUUCCUGUGAUGCCUUCAUAUCCACCCGCAAAUAUUACCACUGAGCAGAUCCAGAAGUACCUUGAUGAAAAUAAAAAAUUGAUUUUGGCGAUCUUGGACAAUCAAAACCUUGGAAAACUUACUGAAUGUGCCCAGUAUCAAGCCCAGCUGCAGAAGAAUUUAAUGUAUUUAGCUGCAAUUGCUGAUGCACAACCACAAGCACCACCUAUGCCUCCCCAGAUGGCACCACAGCCUGCAAUGCAACAAGGAGCAUAUUACAUGCAACAUCCUCAGGCAGCAGCAAUGGCUCAGCAGUCAGGCAUUUUCCCUCCAAAGAUGCCAUUACAAUUCAAUAACCCUCAUCAGAUGCAGGAUCCUCAGCAGUUGCUCCAAGCAGUCAUUCAAGGACAAAUGGGAAUGAGACCCAUGGGGGUCAACAAUGGCAUGCAUCCCAUGCAUACCGAGGCAACUCUUGGAAGCAGUGGGCCAUCUGCAACUGUCAGCUCUAAUGAUGUGCGCGGGGGAAGCAAACAGGACGUCCCUGAUGCUCGGGCAUCAGGUGCUGAUGGUCAAGGGAAUUCAGCUGCUGGCCACAGUAGUGGCGAUGGUGCUGAGGAUGCAAAAUGACAUUCUGUGGGAGUUGUUCUAAAUGGAUACCUCUGGCUGUUAAUAGUAGGCAUAUUUUACAUCAGAAUUGACAUUGUUCUAUGAUUUCUAAGUAGGCGGAACAAAGAAUUGGAUCCUUCUUGUUUCUUUGUAGUUUUUACUGAUUAGGUAGGUUAGUUGUAAGAGUGUGGGUAAUGAAUGAAAAUGCAAAGUAGCAGUAAGAGAGACAGCUGUAGGUUGCAGAAGGUGGAAGUUUGUUGAUCCAAAUUGUAUGUCAUUUUAUACUGGUUACUUGUGCA
Molecule: messenger RNA, 1187 nt
Organism: Manihot esculenta (cassava)
Lineage: Eukaryota; Viridiplantae; Streptophyta; Magnoliopsida; Malpighiales; Euphorbiaceae
Product: GRF1-interacting factor 3
Exons: 5
Coding region: 283-909 (208 amino acids)
Biological process (GO): positive regulation of transcription by RNA polymerase II; cell population proliferation; leaf development
Cellular component (GO): nucleus
Molecular function (GO): transcription coactivator activity
Source: RefSeq, a predicted model, not a curated record